This is a messenger RNA of Tigriopus californicus, 2689 nucleotides long. RefSeq lists its product as uncharacterized. Bases 441 to 2579 code for a protein of 712 amino acids. The transcript has 3 exons. The record is from RefSeq and is a predicted model, not a curated record. Lineage: Eukaryota; Metazoa; Arthropoda; Copepoda; Harpacticoida; Harpacticidae.
AUGUCCACCAGAUCACCGUAGUCGUCCUGAGGGAAACGGUGAAACCCGCAGUGUGGCAUCUUCAACGAUCCGACUUGCACUUUGCGACUCGCACCUCUAAGUAACCUACCUCGCAGCGGACCAGCCAGCCAGCCAGCCAGCCAGCUUACCCACCAAAUACCAACGAUCGAGGCUGGCAGGAGCUUUUUUAUGAUUAUUUUGGUGUGUUUUUUUCCUUCGUGAAUAAUGCCUCUCAUUACUCGGCGAUUGAGAAGCAGAUCAGUCAUCCUUUCGCUUCCAACCAAUGCAGACACGUGUGAUCCCUCUCUUGGCGGACAAUCAUGAUUGACAAACAGUGAUUGAUGGACUAAGCUUAGAGUGAUAGUUUGAACCAAGACACUAACCACACGUACACUUGUAGUGUUCGUAUAACAGACCAAGAAAAAAAAAUUAGUCUCGUCAUGAAAGUUCAAAUCCCAUCAUCAAAAGCCGUGCCAGCCAGGCUGCCUACCUUCCUCGUUGUCUUAGUGUUCCUCGUGUGUGCCAUCAAAACUCAAUCCACUGAGUGGCCGGUCUAUUUCGAGAAGCUCGGCUUCGUCCACUCCAUCCAUAACAAAUGGGACUUGGCUCUCCGAGUCCACAUCGAUCUCCCGAGUCUGGAUCGGCGAUUGACCAAGUUGGCUCAUCGCCUCACCAUUUUAGAUACCAACUUCCAAGAUCCCGAGGUUCGGUCCACGCCCCCCACAUCCAGAUACCGGCCUUCUCGUCUGGAUGACCUCAAUCGAUCCUGGAAAGACCAGAACUCUCAUUUGAGCAAACGAUGCGAAAUCUUGUUAAGAAGAGCCCGGGACUUGCGAGAGUUGGGUCAAAACAUUAGCCUGAGACGACGCCGUAGUCAAGAGGCUAAUCAGGGCGCCGGUCAGCAUGCUCGUAAAAAGCGUCAAACGGUGGGCGAAGGCAUUCUCAAGAGCAUGUUCGGCGUGGCGUAUACCAAUGACGUGCAUGAAGUCAAGACCCUCGUCAACGGCGUGGAUUCCCGACUUUCUAGCAGUAUCAACGGCGUGCGCUCGCUGACUAACAGCCUCAAAAGUUCUUCCGAGGCCAUGCUGAGGCAGCAUGAUUCCGAACUGACCCAUGUUGAAAACAUGGCCCGAUCCUUAGAGCGAAAGGUGAUCAACAUGGAAACCAAUCCAUUUAUGAAGACAUCGAUUAGUGACUUGGUCCAUGUGCGGAACGAGGCGUACAAGAAAAUCGCCCUGGAAGUGGAUCUGGCCGACGAGCGACUCGUUGAGAUUGAGAGUAUCGUCACCGCUCUUGGGUCGGGUCGUCUCAGUAAGAGCGUAAUCUCGCCCAAGAAGAUCAGAGAGACCUUAUUCACCAUUGAGGAACAAUUGCCGGCCAAUUUCAGCCUUCUCUACACCUCGGAAGAAGCCCUUUGGCCUUAUUAUUCCGUCUUAGGCACGAGUGCCAUUUUCGAUUCCAGCUUGGCAGACGUGGUGGUGACCGUGUCCAUUCCAUUGGUGGACAAAUCGUCCAUCCUCGACCUCAAUCGAGUUCACAACCUCCCGCUCAAGGUCAAAGACGGAUACUCAGUGAUAGCCGACAUUGACACCGAAUAUUUGGUCACCGACCAGUCCAAGCGAUACUUCCUCGAGCUCUUCAAAGAGGACUUCCAGGACUGUCAGGUGUUCCACACCGACCAUGGGGAGCAGUUCUAUUGUGGGCUUCAGCCCAUGUUAAGGGCGGACAUGGCACGGUCGUGCGUGAUGCAGCUCUAUCAAGGUCUCCCUGAUCCCGCGUGGUGCCAAUCGCGGCUCAAGCACGGCUUAGUCCAGCCUUUUACCCGCCUCUACAACGGCUCGUGGAUCUUUGCUGCCUUGAAUGAUCAGGUGCUCGUUAGGCUCGAGUGUCCCGAGGAGACCACGCCCACGGGAUUGGUGGGCUUUGGCGUGAUUCACCUGGCCGAAGGCUGUACCAUUACAAGUGACGAGUUUUGGUACGCUCAUACUCAAGCGGGAAUGAUGGAGAUCAACAUUCGAUUUGGCAAGGAGUUCGACGACCUCGAUCAGGAGGAAGACCAGAAAGAUCCACAGGACUACGACAUCAGCAACUUUCAGGAUGACGUGAUGUUCUCGGAAUCCAACGACGCUCUGGAAGCCGUGGUUGUGGGUUCGGAUGAAAGUGCGACAACAUCCCUUACCAAUAGCUCGGUCUCCCCCACAUCCACGUCCACACUUUCUUCCGCGGUAUCCGAGGAAUCGCAAUCAACAGAUACCACGCCAGACUCUAACGCCACAACGAUAACAGUAGAAACAUUGUCGUCGUCGCCGUCCUCGUCGUCGUCGUCGUCGCUAUCAUCAUCAACACCAGAAACCACAGCAACAGCCUCAACGCCCACAACCGUCGAAUCGGAAACCCCGCCAACCUCGAUCGGUGGCGAAGGAGAAGGACUAAACGAAGGCGUGGAUGAUGUGGAAGGCGCGGACGCUUUGGAGGUGCCCGAUCCCAAAACUCAAAAUGAUGCCACCACCAUUUACAAGAACAUCAUUGUAAAACUCAAAGACACGUUCAAUUCCAGAUGGGUUCUGGCUCGAAAAUAGUCGAAAUAUGUCAAUUUGUUAUAGCUUCUCCUCCUUUCUUCCCUCGUCCAUCUAUUAAUGUGGCCCAUAAAGAUAUACAGAGUUAAUAAAGUCAUUGUGAUUGUGUUUUA